AUGGACGAUCAGCAAGAAACAAGCGACAGGGCGCCGAAUUUCUCCGAAGUGAAUCCAGCCACAAUUACCCCGUGCCAGAUCACAUGUCCACUAGGCUUUAGCCCGAACUUGAAAGAAAUUUCUUCAGAUCACAAGUUAUCGCUUAUCGAGGUAAAGCCUGAGAGCCUAGUUACAGCGACGUCGGACAGAUCACAAGUUGUGGCAUUUCCGAUAGGAAAUUGCCCGUUCUGCGGAACAGAGCCAAAACGAGAAGAAAACUCACCAGUGAUAACCAGGAAACCUAACUGCCCUCUAACCGCCUACCAAAGAGACCCGGAAUUCGCCACAAAAUGGAAAAACCAAGCAACAAGGGCAAAAAGUUGGAAGAAAAGUACGACCGGUAAAAGGCAGCAAACUUCCACUCACCAACGCUUCUAA
Molecule: messenger RNA, 417 nt
Organism: Ambispora gerdemannii
Lineage: Eukaryota; Fungi; Glomeromycota; Glomeromycetes; Archaeosporales; Ambisporaceae
Source: the annotation of a GenBank genome assembly